This is a messenger RNA of Hyaloscypha bicolor E, 765 nucleotides long. RefSeq lists its product as uncharacterized. The record is from RefSeq and is a predicted model, not a curated record. NCBI's taxonomy places the organism in Eukaryota, Fungi, Ascomycota, Leotiomycetes, Helotiales, Hyaloscyphaceae. The transcript has a single exon. The annotation marks the transcript as partial.
AUGGCGGGCGAGACAGGACCCAUUUCGGUGUCACUGCCAGUCGCUAUGGUAAUCGCGGGGUUCUUCGCAAUCUCGUGUUUCAACGUCAUUGAAAUCGUCAUCCACAUAUUUAACAUCUUCAAGCGGCGCAAUGGUCUCUUCUUCUGGAGCAUGCUUGUCGCCUCGUUGGGGAUUGUGGUACACGCUGUCGCCGUUUUAUUACGCUUCUUCAAGCUGGCACCGGAUUUCGCCAUGUGCGUCGUCACAAUCAUUGGCUGGUAUGCCAUGGUAACAGGACAAGCCGUCGUCCUUUACUCCCGCCUGCAUCUCGUCGUUCGCGACGAUAGGAAAACUCGUUGGGUCCUCGUCAUGAUUGUAACAAACGUCUGCAUCCUUCACUUUCCGGUGACGGUACUUUUUCUUGGCAGCAACGCGGGCAACCCAAAACCUUUUCUCGGGCCGUUCAUCAUCUACGAAAAGAUUCAACUCACCGGCUUCUGCGUUCAGGAAUUUAUCAUUUCUGGACUCUACAUCUGGGAGGCGAUGCAUGCCCUCAAACCAGUCCUCGCGAUCAAAAGCCUGAAGCAGCGGAAGGUCAUCCGAGACCUCAUCCUUAUUAACCUUCUCGUUGUCUUUCUGGAUAUCUCCCUCCUUGUCACCGAAUACACGGACAACUUUCACAUCCAGACCACCUAUAAGACCGCCGUGUACAGCAUCAAACUCAAAAUGGAGUUCAAUAUCCUGAAUCAGCUGCUCUCCGUCCUCCAAAACCGCUUCUGUACUUGU